AAUUCCAGCAGCAUUACCAUAAUAGGAUCUAGUUUUAUGAGCAGGUGUGACAAUCGCUUGUAUUUUACAUAGCAUUUUUCUCAGUUAUUGUAAACAUGCCGACAGUUUUGGAUCCGCAUUCAGGUCCAAAUACGGGGGAUGAGGGAUUCAUCUCUGCUGUAGAGCCAUGAAACCUCCCUGUUCCUCCUCCAGCUAAACCUGAACUCUGCAUUUUAUCUUCUCCACAGGGACACAGACCCGUUUUCAAUCAUAACUCUGACCUCAGACACCGGCGUGUGUGUGUGUGUGUUUUUCUCCCCUCUGCGUGGGGCGUACACUCCACUCCAUUCCACCACCCAUGCUGGCUAAUCCCUGGAUCCUUUGAGUAGGACCAUGAUUUGUGGGACGGUGUUGCCAGGGGGAAGGUGGUAGCGGUGGUGGCGCUCGGAUCCUGUUGGAAAUGACAGCUGAGGAAGGCGGAUUGGAGCUCGGGGACCAGAAAAGCAGCAGAGGCAGGAGAUAGCGAAGAAAGUGCCGCACUUCGCCGUUUUCAAAGGGGUUGCUGAGAUGGAGUCGCUGAUGAACGCGGUGACGCCGCGCUCGCCGGCCCCCGUUAAGAAGCUGUCCGAGGUGGACUUCCGCUCAGGGGCCACGCUGGAGCAGCUGUCGGCCCAGGUGUCGGAGCUGGUGCUGCUGGAGCAGGGGGAGUUUGGAGACCAGACCGCCUUAGAGGUCCACACUGCCAAGGACUUCAUCUUCAACAUGCUCGGUUUAGUCCAGAAGGUGGACCAGCGCCUCCCGGUGGCCAACGAGUACCUGCUGCUGUCCGGCGGCGCCCGGGAAGGCGUCCUGGACCUGAACCCGGAGGACCUGGGCGAGUACGCCAAGGGGGCCGACUUCGACCUGGACUUCACCCUGCUGGUUCCCGCCCUGAAGCUGCACGACCGCAACCAGCCGGUGACCUUGGACAUGAGGCGCUCGCCGCCGUGCCACUCCUGGCUCAGCCUGCGCCUCUGCGACUCCAACGUCCUGUCACGCUGGAGCGUCUGCUGCCAGGAGGACAGCGGGCUCCCCGCCGAGGAAGACGAGGAGGAGGAGGAGAUGGGUAAAGGCUCCAUCCCAUCGCUGGGCUCCCCUCAGUCCCUGGACGGCUGCUACUUCUCGCCCAGCCUGGUGGUGGACUGGUUCUGGGGGGUGGUGAGCGAGGCUGUGGAGGAGCUGAGGCGCAGCCCGCAGAGAGGCAUCCCGACCCCGGACCGGCUGGAGCGGAACGGACCCCUGACCACCAUCAUCCUCCAGGCGGGCUCCAGCCGGGUUCUGUACGACCUGCUGCCGGUGGUGUCGUUCCGGGGCUGGCCCGCCGUGGCCCAGGGCUGGCUGACGGCCAACCACUUCUGGGACGGUAAAAUCACGGAGGAAGAAGCCAUCUCCGGGUUCUACCUGCUGCCCUGCUGCUCCCCGCUGGGCGGCCGGCCCGACCGCGAGUGGAGGCUGGCCUUCUCCCGCAGCGAGGUCCAGCUCAAGAAGUGCAUCCCGUACCCGAUGGCGCAGGCCUUCCAGGCGGCCAAGGCGGUUCUGUCCCGCAUCCUGGCCCGGCCUCGAUCCGGCCUCAGCCUCUACCACCUGCGCACGCUGCUGUUCUGGGCCUGCGACCGACUCCCAUCCGCCUACCUGUCCUGCCCCGAGCCCGACGCCCCCGGCCGCCUCCUCCUGGGUCUGCUGGACGACCUGGCGCACUGCAUCCUGGGUAAGAACUGCCCCAACUACUUCCUGCCGCAGUGCAACAUGCUGGAGCACCUGAGCGACGGCCAGGCGCUGCUGGUGGCCAGGAAGCUGGCCCACGUGCGUUCGGACCCCAGCGAACACCUGCGGGCCGCCCUGGACCAGGCGCGGCAGGCGGGCCAGCUGAAGAAGGAGCUGGCGGGCGGCGCCGCCAACGGACACGGUUCGCCAGGACUCCACCCGGCCAACGGCAUCAUCUCGCCGUCGGAGGACAAGCUGGCGCAGCGGCUGCAGCAGCUGGUGACGGAGAACCCCGGGAAGUCCAUCUCGGUCUUCCUGAACCCCGACGACGUGUCGCGGCCGCACUUCCGCAUCGACGACAAGUUCUACUGAGAGUCUGGAACCGGACCCUGCUGCUCUGUUAAGGCAGUAUGUCACUUUUAUAAAAAUAUUUGUUAAAAUUGUCAUCAUGUUGUGACAGUUUUUGAGACAGAUAAUCAAGAUUAUUUCAGUGCAAACAAGAAACAACCAAUCAGAGCCUGGAGGCGGGUCUUAGUGCUGUCAAUCAGGCUAGUGUGCACUUUGCUACAAUACAGCUUGUCAGCAGAGCCCAUCGUGAAUGCUAAAGCUAGUUAGUGUAGCCACCGACAACUUGGCUUGUCACAACAACAAAUUUACUUUGUGAUAACGUCUGGGGCGAUAAAUUGUCCCAGACGUUAAUCGUGAUAAAUAAUUUUGUUUUGAGAACAUUUUCAAGUAAUAGAGAUAAUAACGCAAGAACACAUUCUCACAGACCAAAGAACAUUUUAACACUGGAACAGGAAGUCGUUUUAAAUAUCUAAAAUAAAUAAACAGAGCAACAGGAACAAGAAUUAAAAUGAAUUCACUCUAAAUAAAACUGUCCUUCAUUUAAAAAAAGAGGCUGGUUGAGACCAAAACACCAAACUGAAGAGAAGAACUAAAUAUCAUCCAAAUAGAAAUGAUUGACAUUGUUUUAAUUAUUUGAUUUAUUUCAGCAAAUCCAUCGAUGAUGGCAGAUAAAUGGUUUUUCUGUAAUGGUGAGUUGUUUUUACGCCAUUCGCACAUUUAGGAGCGCAUCCAUGAUUGACAGCGCUAAGGCCCUCCUCCUGGCUCUGAUUGGCUGUUUUUGAUCUUGAGCAUUUAUUCAAAUCACCUGUCUCUCACAGAAUAGUGACAGUUUUAACAAAUACGUAAAAAAAAUUUAAUAAAAGUUACACACUCCAACUUUAAGUCUUAAAACCAAAACAAAAACAUUUCCUCCUGAAAGUAGGCGUCCAGUUGAUCUGCUGUUGCUACGGCGACGGUCGUCUCCUACCGAGCUGGCCUUAAGGAGACCGAACAGCUGUAGCCUGGACGUGAAAACGCCUGUGUUGGUCGUUUCUUUUGUUUGUUUUGUUUAUUUUUUAAGCGAGAACCAGAGACUGUGUUCAUGUCUGCCUUAGGGGGUCCGAACACGGCGAACCCUCCACAGAACCCUCCUGACUCGCUCCGUUUCGUUUCACAUCGCAGCGGCCGACGGAUGAGUCAGAAGAAAAUGAGCUGAUGAAACAGACUGUAACUGCAAAGUCUGCAAGAAAAGAGUCUUUUUGUUUUGUUUUUUUUACUACUUUUCUGUUAUUUUACACUCGGUUUGUGCGACGGUUUCUUUGACUUCUCUCAGGUAUGCACAAAGUUUCCUGUUUUUCUUUCCUUUUUUAAAGCCUCUAAUGACGUUUCACGUCUUCCAAAGAGCCGCAAAUGAAUUGGUCUCAGAAGCAGAAGCGCCACAAUCAGAAUAUAAAGGUACAUUUCCCUCCUUCAAAAGUCAAGUAAAUUUAGUCAGUUCAUCUUUAAGGAAUCAGCAAAACAAAUCGACUUCCUCCAAAGACGAAUAAACGCUCCUUUCAUCUCAGGUUUCUUUUUAUUCGAGCUGAUUAGCUUUUUAUUGUUUUGAUCAAUUUAAGCCGCUCUGCAGAGGAACUUUAAACUAAAAAUAUGCUAUUGGCUCUAAAAUGUACAACACCGUAUUAGUGUAGAUAAAAAAAAUAAAUGAAAGUUUUGCCAAAAAACUGAGAUAAAGCUCAAAUUUUCUAGAAAAAACAAAUACA
Messenger RNA from Xiphophorus maculatus (southern platyfish), 3809 nucleotides. It is a transcript of the gene tmem102, whose product is annotated as protein MB21D2-like. The record is from RefSeq and is a predicted model, not a curated record. The transcript has 6 exons. The coding region runs from base 547 to 2094 and encodes 515 amino acids. NCBI's taxonomy places the organism in Eukaryota, Metazoa, Chordata, Actinopteri, Cyprinodontiformes, Poeciliidae.